GCGAGUAUCUGAGACAGGAGAGCGAGAGACCAGCCGGUUCUUCUACAGAUCUCUGUUCUUGUAAAGAUCUCUGUACAAAGAUCUCCUCCUGUGAUCAUCUCACAUCUUCUACUAAACACCAACAUCAAGUUCCAACAGCUUGUGAUUUCUGCUCUCUUGAGAUCAACUUCUCACACACAUUCAUCACACUCUUCCUCAUCACACACUCCUCACACACUCCUCACACAAUCCUCACACACUCCACACACUCCCCUACCGUGUGUCAGGAUGAAGAUCCUCGCUCUGGUGCUCCUGCUCUCCUCUUUCUCCUCACUGACCCUGAUGGAGGUUGUUAAAUCUUUUAAGGAUGUAUGUAGUGACUUCUUCAUCCACAAAGAAAAUGACAUCAUCAUCCCCACUAUCUUCCCUGGAGAUCAGUAUAAGAAUAUUUGCCAGCGCUGGAAAAACAAAUACAGGUUUGCCACCGUGUACGACACUGUGAGGAGGAUCCCUGUUUACUCGGCCUACACAUUCUCAGGGAAAGAACAGAAGAGCCGCAAAAGAGAGUGGAAAAUUGAACCACAGCUGGAAGAUAUUACAGAGAUGAAUGUAUCCCCGAUUGAAGCAGGAAAGAUAUAUAACCAGGCCGUGGACUCUGAUUAUCCAAAUAUAAAGUUUACUAGAGGUCACUUGUUUCCAUACCAGUUUACUGCUAAUCAGGAUCAAGCAGAUUCCACGUUUACUUUAACCAACGCAGCUCCACAAGCACUAGACAGCAACCAAAAAUGGGCUAAACAGGUGGAGACCCCGAUACGUAAAGAGAUAAAACAGGGCUGCCAAGUCGACCAAAAUCACCUGGUGUACAUUGUGACCGGAGUCGUCCCAGGGAAGAACUGGAUACCCAUAACAAGAGACGGAAAAGAAUAUAAUGAAGGAGUUAACAUUCCCAGUCAUUUUUGGAGUGCUUAUUGUUGCACCAGUAACAAAGGACAACUCGUAGCGAGGGCCUUCAUCGCUGAGCAGGAGAACUUUAAAGUCAAACACUCCAAGAUUCAGGACCUGAAUACUGAGCUCACUGAUCUGUAUAAAUCAGCUUUCAGUGUGUUUCCAGGAUUAGACUUAAAGUAACAUGAAUACAGUGUGUGUGAGUACGUACAUGCAUGCAUGCGUGUGUGUGUUCAAAUCACUUUCCUGUUAGAAACGUGUCAAAGCAUCAUUAAAAAAAUCACUUUGUUGAGCUUCUUUUUCUUUUUCUCUUUUGUGUAAAAUAAUCUUAAAAAUAAUAAAACUCUGGUUAGUUUGAUUCUCUUGCAAUUAAAGCUUCUUAUAAACAAUAUGCAAAUAUUAUGUUAAACAAAUUAAGUACAUUAAUCUCUGUUAAUUCUCCUGCAGAUCUUUAAUAAAACUUCACUGUUUGCUGUGAAA
Molecule: messenger RNA, 1404 nt
Organism: Tachysurus fulvidraco (yellow catfish)
Lineage: Eukaryota; Metazoa; Chordata; Actinopteri; Siluriformes; Bagridae
Product: endonuclease domain-containing 1 protein-like
Exons: 3
Coding region: 268-1107 (279 amino acids)
Molecular function (GO): metal ion binding; hydrolase activity; nucleic acid binding
Source: RefSeq, a predicted model, not a curated record